AUGCUAACCAACAUCGAUCCUUCCCUUCCUCCGCCGGACACACUAAUCUCCAAUUACUCGGAAAACGCAACCGCCGCCGGAAAACGAAAACGCCGACCAGCCGGAACCCCAGAUCCAGAUGCUGAGGUGGUGUCGCUGUCGCCGAAAACCCUACUGGAAUCGGACCGGUACGUGUGCGAGAUCUGCGGCCAAGGAUUCCAGCGAGACCAGAACCUUCAGAUGCACCGGCGGCGGCACAAGGUUCCGUGGAAGCUCCUGAAGCGGGAGACGGCGGUGGCCAGGAAGCGCGUGUUUGUGUGCCCGGAGCCCAGCUGCCUCCACCACGACCCGCGCCACGCGCUGGGCGACCUCGUCGGGAUAAAGAAGCACUUCCGGCGGAAGCACAGCAACCAGCGGCAGUGGGUCUGCGCAAAGUGCUCAAAGGGCUACGCCGUACAGUCGGACUACAAAGCCCACCUCAAGACCUGCGGCACCCGAGGCCACUCCUGCGAUUGCGGACGGGUUUUCUCAAGGGUGGAGAGUUUCAUCGAGCACCAAGACGCCUGCAGCAUGGGUCGGCUCCGAUCAGAUCACCACCCUCUCCACGCACCGCCACCGCCGCUGCCUGCGGCUGUAGCGGCGGAGGCCUCCAGCCCCAGUCCCUCCAGCGACACCAAUCUCAGCGUAGCUCUCGCCUUCCAAAGACCCACCGAACCAUUCCUCUUCACCACCACCACCACCACCACCACUACCGCCGCCGUCGCCGCCCCAACCGUCUGGAGGAGCACCUCCGACCACUACCACCACCACCCAGAUCUGGAGCUCCAGCUCCUGACCAGAUCCAGCCACCCUACCCAGCUCCAGCUCUCCAUCGGCUCGUCAUCCGAGAACAACAGCAGCAGCACCGGCGAGAGGCUCCGGGAGGAGGCCGGGGAGAAUCUUCGGGCGGCCAAGGCCGAGAAAGCUCAGGCGGAGGAGGCGAGGCGCCAGGCCAGGCGGCAGAUGGAGGCUGCGGAGCGGGAGUUUGCGGAGGCGAAGAGAAUCCGGCGGCUGGCUCAGGCGGAGUUGGAGAGGGCUCAGGCGAUGAGGAAUGAGGCGACCGAGAGGAUUAACGGCGUCAUGGUACAGAUCACGUGCCAGUCGUGCCGCCAAAAGUUUCGCCCUUCAUCUUCGGCUUGUGAGAAUUUGAGUUACGUGUUCAAGGACUUGGAAGCCAAGAAAUUAAGGUGA
Messenger RNA from Striga hermonthica, 1209 nucleotides. The record is from the annotation of a GenBank genome assembly. Lineage: Eukaryota; Viridiplantae; Streptophyta; Magnoliopsida; Lamiales; Orobanchaceae.